GUCGGCUCGGUGCAGUCUCCCAUCAGGUUGGUACAGUCACGGUGAAAGGCUAGGUACAUCCUCAACAAGACCUCAUGGGCUAUUCGGAAUUUCGCGUCAGUUUUCCUUUGUCUGUCAACCUUAACAUUCUCAAUUUGGUUCCGUUUGAUUGAUUUGAUUGUUGUUGGAAGAUUGUCUCAUACAAUCUUCAUGCUGCCUCCCUGCCUAUUGCUAUGAUUCGUUUGGCACAAUCACAAGCUACAAACGGCAGAGCGUCUUCACUAUAAGAUGAUGUAGACUCUCAUGCUGAUGCUGUUGUUGCUGACUAUUCCCUCUGUGGACAUCUCAAACCCUCAAAUUGUAUUCACAUCUUGGAAAAAUAUACCUUCAUCUUACAUCACGGACGUGUUAUUCAGCCCUUGCCCAUGCAGAUGCCAGCAACACAUUCACUGACAAUACACAACAAUCCUAUUACCACCAAACAGGACGAUACCAUGGCUGAGCAAAGAACCCUCAAACCACAAUUCUUCUUGACCCGCCAAAAUGGCGCCAUGGUCCCUCUGGUGGCAAUGGACGAAAUGCCAAUCCACGUACAGAUCCGCGGUGUCCCUCGAAGCCUGACCGCAUUCGAAAUUGCUGGCAUGACACCUCUCGGACUCGUGGAAUCUCGUCAUGAGUACCACAUUGUUGAAGCGAUGAACAAUAUGAACAACAUUGGUCAUCGAAAUACCACAACGGGCCAGAAGCCAACAGAUCUCUCCUCCUCGUUCGUCCCUCCACAGAUGCGACUUGCUCCUUGCCCUUCACCAAUUGUCAAGUUUCCUGGCAAUACCGAACACCUGAGUGAGACAGGCAGUGCCUCUCUGUCCACGGAGGAAGGCAAGACCAGCACUCGUCCAGGGAGCUCGGGCGAAUCAAGCAUUCACAGCGACGCCGCACUACCUGCAGUGCCGGCUUGGAGGCAAAAUGCGACCACGAAUGUCACCGCGACCACGAGCAAGGUCGAAGAGAGCAAGAACGCCGGCAACACAGCAACAACUGCUGGCAAUGUUCCAACUCCAUUGACGGGCAAGAAAAUAUACUGCUCGUAUUGGCUCCGCAAAGGCGAAUGCGACUUUGCUCAACAAGGGUGCAUCUACAAACACGAGAUGCCAACAGACCUUGAGACCUUGCAGAGUGUCGGCUUCACGGACAUUCCAUUGUGGUACCGCCAACGUUACGACCUGGGCAGUCUCAACGUUGAAAAUGGCCGCAACAACCCAAGUUUUGGGGUGGCAGAUCGCAACAAGCCCAGCCCACCGCGAAACUUCCAGGUCGGCGACAAUGCCAAGCGUAUGAUUCGCAAUCAGAUCGGCCCGGUCAAUCGCUCGUACUCCCCACGGGGUGGGCGCGCAAACGGUCGCCGACAAGACGAACGCCGGGCACAACUCGAAGCCGGGGAGAAGAGGCAGAGAGAGACCGAUGCGGCGAUCGAAGCCGUCAUCGCUGCCGAGGCGGAGCGGGAGAGGGAACGAGAAGCACUGAUGAAAAAAUUCCCGUGCCUGGCACCAGAGAAUCGCGGCGUGUUCGUGGGUCACGAGGACCUCUUGACCGAAACGUUCAGCAACGGCGAAGAGCCAAACGACAUGCACGCGCAGAUCAGAAAGAUCGAACAGGCAGCAUGGGAGGAGGAGCAGACCGAGCGGCAGAAGAAGCUGGAGGAGUUGGAGGAAAAGGAGAUGCAGCGGCCGGAGGGCAAGGCUGCGGGAGGGAGCAAGAAGGGGCAAGGAAAGAAGAAGGGCGGGAAGGGCAAGAAGAAGUAG
Messenger RNA from Exophiala oligosperma, 1781 nucleotides. RefSeq lists its product as uncharacterized. The coding region runs from base 405 to 1781 and encodes 458 amino acids. The record is from RefSeq and is a predicted model, not a curated record. NCBI's taxonomy places the organism in Eukaryota, Fungi, Ascomycota, Eurotiomycetes, Chaetothyriales, Herpotrichiellaceae. Gene Ontology annotation, molecular function: metal ion binding. The transcript is spliced from 2 exons.